Molecule: messenger RNA, 1268 nt
Organism: Pungitius pungitius (ninespine stickleback)
Lineage: Eukaryota; Metazoa; Chordata; Actinopteri; Perciformes; Gasterosteidae
Gene: gas1b
Product: growth arrest-specific 1b
Exons: 2
Coding region: 201-980 (259 amino acids)
Biological process (GO): regulation of cell cycle
Source: RefSeq, a predicted model, not a curated record
GUGGAUGCGGGUCGGAGGUGGAGUUGGAUGAGCGCCUUCAGGCACAAGGAUACGUACUUCUCCUCUCGAUACUUUUCGGAAAGGCUCCGGCUGUGACAGGAUAUGAACCCGUCCGGGAGGACCGUUGUUUUGACGCAGCGCGCGGGCGCCGCAGAAGCCCACAUGAAGUCCGACUUUUUGAAGACUCACUCUUCCCGGAGAUGGCAAGUCCCGCCGUACUGAUGGGCCGGACGGCGGCUUUGCUGAGCGCGGUCUGGAUCCUGCUCACCGGGCUCUGCGUCGCGUCCCCGACCCACGGCCGUCGGCUGGUCUGCUGGAAAGCCAUCCUCAAGUGCCACGGGGAGCCGGAGUGCCAUUACGCGUACGACCAGUACCUCCACGCCUGCGCGUCCGUCCUCAACGGGGAGCGCAAGAAGUGUCCCAGCCACUGCAUAUCGUCCCUGAUUCAGCUCAACCUGACCCAAAGCGGCCCGGCCCUGGAGGACUGCGACUGCGCGCUGGACCCGGUGUGCGUGGCCACCAAGCGGGCCAUCGAGCCGUGCCUGCCGCGGACCAGCACCGUGGGCUGCACCGAGGCCCGGCGGCAGUGCGAGAUGGACCAGCCGUGCAGCUCCGCCAUGAGGGACUACUUGUUCCACUGCCGGAAGCUGUUCGGGGGGGAGAGGUGCUCGGACGGCUGCCGCCGAGUCAUCGCCGACAUGCGCUCCAUACCCAAGGCGCAGCAGCUCGACACAUGCGAGUGCGACGGCGCGGAGAGGAACAUCUGCGAGUACAUCAAAGUCAGCAUGAAGACCUUCUGCUCCGAGCCGGGCGAGAGGUUCGCGGGGAGCGGCUUCCCGGACGCCGAGGACGACCCGGACGACUAUUACGCGGACCAGGAGGAUUAUCACUACGCGGAGAACUCCGGCGACUCCCCGCCGCCUCAGACCUCUUUGCUAAAUGUUCUGACCACCAUUUUGGUUUUAACCAAAUGCAUCUGAAAAGUGUGUGGGGGGGGCUGAGGGCAGCUAGACAGGGACUUUGUUGUUAUCAGCCGUGGUUUCUCCUUAAACUAACAACACUAACACCUUCUGAUCUGCGCAAAAUGAAUCCAAUCCAGCACCCUUGUAUGUUUGUUACUCACUUAAAUUUGAUCAUCUGAUAUCACCCGAAGGAGAUUUUUUUUUGUUGUAUCCCACCUAUGUAAAGAUAGAUUGUACAGUAUAUUGUAUAAAAUUUAUUUUUUUGUGAGAAUAUAUCUUUAUGAGCAAUAAACGAUUUGCACUGUA